Molecule: messenger RNA, 2354 nt
Organism: Drosophila serrata
Lineage: Eukaryota; Metazoa; Arthropoda; Insecta; Diptera; Drosophilidae
Gene: bw
Product: brown
Biological process (GO): transmembrane transport
Cellular component (GO): plasma membrane
Molecular function (GO): ATP binding; ABC-type transporter activity; ATP hydrolysis activity
Source: RefSeq, a predicted model, not a curated record
GCAAUGGGUGUAGAGGGAGAGCUCCAUUGGGGGUAGAAAACCAUGUCGCUGGCAUCGACGUUGCCCAGUUGCCGGUCGGUCUUCAGCGCGAACAGUCGUCAUCUGUCCGGGACAGAUUUUUAAGGCUUCCCCAGGCUGAUAUGUAUGCAAAUACAUUGUAGGCGGCGUCGGAGUAACGUCAGAUAAGAUAAGCCACCUUCCACCUGCCGCCUGCCUCCGUUCUGGAGGCGAUAAGUUGGCUCGGGGAUUAGCGGAAAAUCAAACACAGCUUGAAUACCAAAAAAAUUCUUCAAAGAGGUGAUUGAACCGGCCAAGUGCCAUGCAGGAAUCUGGUAGCUCUAGCCAGGGAGGCCCCUCCCUGUGCCUGGAGUGGAAGCAGCUUAACUACUAUGUGCCUGCUCAGGAGCAGAGCAACUACAGCUUCUGGAAUGAGUGCCGCAAGAAACGGGAGCUGUGUAUCCUUCAAGACGCCAGCGGGCACAUGAAGACCGGCGACCUCAUCGCCAUCUUGGGCGGAUCCGGAGCUGGUAAGACCACGUUGCUGGCGGCUAUUUCGCAACGGCUGCGCGGUAACCUGACCGGGGAUGUGGUUUUGAAUGGUAUGGCCAUGGAACGGAAUCAGAUGACGCGCAUCUCCAGCUUUCUGCCACAGUUCGAGAUCAACGUGAAGACGUUUACGGCCUACGAGCAUCUGUAUUUUAUGUCUCACUUUAAGAUGCAUCGACGCACCACCAAGUCGGAGAAGCGCCAGAGGGUAGCGGAUCUCCUUCUGGCUGUGGGUUUACGGGACUCGGCUCACACCCGCAUCCAGCAGUUGUCUGGCGGAGAGAGAAAGCGACUGAGCCUGGCCGAGGAGCUAAUAACCGAUCCAAUCUUUCUGUUUUGCGAUGAACCCACCACGGGACUGGACAGCUUCAGUGCCUAUUCGGUGAUUAAGACACUGAGGCAUUUGUGCACCAGGAGACGGAUAGCCAAGCACUCCUUGAACCAGGUCUAUGGCGAGGAUUCCUUUGAGACGACGAGUGGCGAGAGCAGUGCCAGUGGUAGUGGUAGCAAGUCCAUUGAGAUGGAAGUGGUGGGUCAAUCCCAUGAGAGUUUGCUGCAGACGAUGCGAGAACUGCCCACCCUGGGCAUCUUGAACAAUAGUCCCAAUGGAACGCACAAGAAGGCGGCCAUCUGUUCCAUCCAUCAGCCCACGUCGGAUAUAUUCGAGCUUUUUACACACAUUAUACUGAUGGAUGGUGGAAGGAUCGUGUACCAAGGACGCACGGAGCAGGCAGCCAAGUUUUUUACAGACUUGGGCUAUGAACUCCCGCUGAACUGCAAUCCUGCAGACUUUUAUCUCAAGACUUUGGCGGAUAAGGAGGGUAAAGAGAAUGCUGGAGCUGUGCUCCGGGCCAAGUACGAACACGAGACGGAUGGACUCUAUACAGGAAGCUGGCUUCUGGCGCGUAGUUACAGUGGAGAUUACUUGAAGCAUGUGCAGAACUUUAAGAAGAUACGUUGGGUAUAUCAGGUUUACCUGUUGAUGGUGCGCUUCAUGACCGAAGAUGUGAGGAAUAUCAAGAGCGCUCUCAUUGCCUUUGGGUUUUUUAUGAUCACCGCUGUAACGCUAUCCUUGAUGUACUCCGGCAUCGGGGGACUGACUCAGCGCACAGUUCAAGAUGUGGGCGGCUCCAUCUUCAUGCUCAGCAACGAGAUGAUUUUUACCUUCAGCUACGGUGUCACGUACAUCUUUCCCGCCGCUUUGCCCAUAAUCCGUCGUGAAGUGGGUGAAGGCACCUACAGCCUCUCCGCCUACUAUGUGGCCCUGGUGCUCUCCUUUGUCCCAGUGGCCUUCUUCAAGGCCUAUGUCUUUCUGUCGGUGAUAUAUGCUUCCAUUUACUACACUCGCGGCUUCUUCCUCUACUUAAGCAUGGGCUUCUUGAUGAGUUUAUCUGCGGUGGCAGCCGUGGGCUACGGUGUCUUCCUCUCCAGCCUAUUCGAAACGGACAAAAUGGCCUCGGAAUGCGCUGCGCCAUUUGAUUUAAUCUUUCUGAUCUUCGGAGGAACCUACAUGAAUGUGGAUACAGUGCCCGGUUUGAAGUACCUUUCGUUGUUCUUCUAUUCCAACGAGGCGCUAAUGUACAACUUCUGGAUCGACAUUGAUAAUAUAGACUGUCCCGUCAACGUGGAUCAUCCUUGCAUCAAGACCGGUCUGGAGGUGCUGCAGCAGGGCUCCUACCGCACCGCCGACUACACCUACUGGCUGGACUGCUUCAGCCUGCUGGUGGUGGCCAUUAUCUUUCACAUCGUCUCCUUCUGGUUGGUGCGAAGAUAUGUACAUCGCAGUGGAUAUUAUUGACACGCUUUUA